Caenorhabditis elegans is the source of this 1241-nucleotide messenger RNA. It is a transcript of the gene K02F6.5, whose product is annotated as BTB domain-containing protein. The record is from RefSeq and is marked reviewed. Gene Ontology annotation, biological process: protein homooligomerization. Lineage: Eukaryota; Metazoa; Nematoda; Chromadorea; Rhabditida; Rhabditidae. The transcript has 5 exons. The coding region runs from base 477 to 1175 and encodes 232 amino acids.
CACAAAAUUGAGCUAUUUUGAUGCUUAAACAGACAUACUACGCGGAACUUAUUCAGAAACCAGAUGUGUGUUAAGAAUUCAGUAGUUUUGGUGCCCCAAAAACAUAAAAAAUAUCAAAUUUUUCCGAGUUUGUUAAGCACGGCAAAUUUGCCGAAUUUGCCGUGCUCGGCAAAUAUUGAAAAAAGAGAUUUGGCGAAUUUGCCGAGCUCGGCAAAUUUUGAGAUUUGCCGCACACCCCUGCUACCGACCAACAAUCAUGAACGGCUGUUUUCUGAUCGCCGCGGAGAUACAGAAUUUGUGGGGGUUUUUUGGUAGGUAAGAAUGUGCCUAGGUGCCUACGUGACUGCUCAUUUCUUUUUGUCUACUGCACUCUCGGAUGAUCCAACUUUGCAUUUGGUCGCUAGGCGACAGAUCCCACGGCAGGAAAUAACAAUCCCAUAGGCUAUCUUAAAUUUGACUUGAUUUUGACAAAAAAAAUGAUUAGAUUGGAUGUGGGAGGCCGGAAGUUUUCCACGAAUCGAUCUACUCUGACAAAAUUCGAUGGCUACUUUAGGAAGUUACCGAAACUUAAAGACGAGAGCUCUACCACUACUCGUAUUGUCAUCGACCGGUCCCCCAAACACUUUGAAACAGUUUUGAACUUCAUGCGGGACGGGAGCGUAGAUCUUCCAGAAUCUCUAAAGCACCUUCGGCAGUUGCUCAGAGAAGCGAUUUUCUACGGCUUAGAAAAGUUGAUAGAAUGUUGUAAGCAAGCAAUGGCAACUUCUGAGAUUGUUGCCGUUGCUCCAGAAGAGCCUAAAAGCCCUGACACAGUGGUUCCCUUAUUGUCAGACUACCAGGUUAACAACAACGAUCUGCAGCACAUGGUCCGGAUAUGUGGAGACAUUUUGAGAAAGCUUGGAAAUCACAACAUUCUCAGUCUCCCAUCAGUUUAUACAUUUGACGACUACGUCAAUUAUCUCAAGUCGGUAACCUCCGCGAUCAUUCCUGCAGUUUAUGCCAGAAUCUCCAAUUGGCGACAUUAUUUCAAGAAAAGUGAUGAAGCACACAGUUGUGUUCAAAAAAUCAUCCAAUGGAUUUACGCAAUGUUCGCUGGUUUUAAUAGACUACCGGCUGCCGUGCAUUGGGAACUUGCUCUGUUGCUAUGUGUUUUGAUGGUCUUCCAAACCUGUUAAUGAUCUAUACUGCUUUUUAAAAUUAUAUAUCUUACCCUUGACAGUAAAUAAAAAAAUUUCAAAAAU